Molecule: messenger RNA, 5508 nt
Organism: Pieris macdunnoughi
Lineage: Eukaryota; Metazoa; Arthropoda; Insecta; Lepidoptera; Pieridae
Source: the annotation of a GenBank genome assembly
AUGGUAGCUAUCAUGACAGGAAUACUUAUAAUAUUUUGGCUUCAGUGCACAGUGGUUUAUGGAUUUGAUUUCAUAUCUCAAUAUCCUAUGCACUCCAAUGAAACAUUCUAUUUCAAUCACUUAGUUGUAGACAAAGUCAGUGGCCAAGUUUACGCUGCCUCUAUAAAUUGGCUUCACCAGCUAAGUCCAGAUUUGAAGCCUUUACACGUAAUUCGGACUGGACCCAAACUAGAUAACCCGACGUGCCAUGCCAGUGGAUGCUCUUCUUCCGAUAUCCAAACAACAUGGAUCGACAAUGUAAAUAAAAUAUUAGUGAUUGAUCAAGAGUCAAGGAUAGUUAUAGCAUGUGGUAGUGUGGCGCAAGGUUCAUGCUCAUUGUACAAGCUGGGUGAUUUGUCCGCAGAGCCUGACUUUAUUGCUGAAAGUGUUGCAGCAAAUGACGCUGAUGCAUCUACUUAUGCAUUUAUAGGACCUGAAAGAUAUAAUUCCUGGGAACGUUCUAAUGCCCUUUAUGUUGGAACAACUUUUACAAAUAAUGGUGAAUAUAGGCACGAUGUUCCUGCUAUUUCAAGCAGAAAUUUAAUGUCUCUACAGCUGGCACAGUCUACAUUUUCUAAACAGAGUUCAAUACAAAUAGAUGUUAAAUAUAGAGACAACUUUUUGGUACAAUAUGUUUAUGGAUUCAAUGCUAGUGAUUAUGCCUACUUUCUCAUCAUCCAGAAGCAUUCACAUCUUGCGGGUAAUGAAGAACUUGGAUAUGUGUCAAGAUUAGCUAGGACUUGUGUUAAUGAUGACAACUAUAAUAGCUAUACUGAGGUUACUUUAGAGUGUCAUGUGAGAGAAGUUACAAGUGAAGGUAAGAGUGAAAUUGUCAAUUAUAACCUAGUACAAGAUGCAAAAAUUGCUAAAGCUGGUAUUAAUCUAGCAAAUCAGUUAGGUAUAGAACCAGGUGAUUAUAUUCUUGUAGCAACUUUUAGUCCAUCAAAAGGUAUUAGUAAUGAGCCCAUGUCAAAAUCUGCAAUCUGUGUAUUUUCCAUGCAGGAAAUAGAAAUUAAGUUUAAUGAAAAUGUUCAUAUGUGUUUUAAUGGUAGUACUAAGGCCCGUAACAUGGGUUACAUAUCUGGUAUGAUAUCAGAUGGUAAAUGUCCUAGUGUUGGUUCAGUUGGUAAUAUUCUUAACUUUUGUGAAGUGGGAUUAAAAAUAAGUGGUCUAUAUCCCAUUAAGACAAUGUCUGUCCUACAGUGGAAUGACACUUUAAUUACAUCUGUUACUAUGUCUGUUACUGGAUUACAUACAGUAGCUUUCCUUGGGACUAGCAAGGGUAGUAUAAAAAGAGUAUUAAUUGAUGCUGAAAAGGCUUUACAAUAUACAAGCGAAGUUCUUUUACCUGGUCAAAGAAUACUUCCUGAUACUACUUUAUCCUCAUAUCAAAAAUCACUUUAUGUGAUAGCCAAAAAUUCCAUAAUUCAAAUAUCUACAGAAAAAUGUGCAGAUUAUAGCAAUUGCUCUUCAUGUUUGGGAUCCAAUGACCCUCAUUGUGGCUGGUGUUCAUUAGAAAAACGUUGUACCAUACAAAAUAUGUGUCAAAAAGGUACACAAAGUGCUCCUAGAUGGCUUUCUCAGUAUACUGGUCAGCAAUGCAUUGACUUCGAACAAAUUUUACCAGAUAGAAUAUCAGUAAAUGAAGUGACUACUGUUCAAUUAGUCAUAAGAACUUUACCUGAAUUGCCAUUUGGUGCUAAGUAUAAAUGUGUUUUUGGAAAUGCACCUGCAAUUGAUGCAGCUGUUACUUCUAGUGGUCUUGCAUGUCCAACACCAGAUUUAAAACAUAGACCUAAAAUCUCACCUAAUCAAGAUCAUGUUUAUGUUCCAUUAUUAGUUCAUUCAUCUGAAACAAAUAAAGAUUUUGUUUCUCGUAAUUUUGCUUUCUAUGAUUGUUCCACACAUACAACAUGCCAAACCUGUAUCAUGAGUGAGUGGGCAUGCAAUUGGUGUAUCUAUGACAAUAAGUGCACACAUGAUAUUUCAGUUUGCCAAAGAACAAUCAUAUCAGGGGAAAAUAAUCCAACAAAGUUACUUAAUCAUGGUAUUGGGCACUGUCCCCGAAUCAGACAAUACAAAAAAUCAAUUUUAUUACCAAAUAAUGUACCAAAAGAAUUGGAACUUGAAGUUGAAAACCUGCCACAUUUACAACCUGGACACACAGGAUUUCAGUGUAUUGUUAGUAUUGAAUUGGCUAACAUGAUUUUACCAGCAAGAGUUGAAUCAAAUCAUUUUAUUGUUUGUGAUAAAACUAUGUAUUCCUAUGAAGAGGAUGUUGGUGAAUAUAAUGUCAGUGUCAAAGUUUUUUGGAAUCAUAAGCAUUAUAUUGAUACUAUAACAAUUACUUUAUAUAAAUGUGAAAUACUAGGAUCACACCGAGAUCAUGCUGAUUGCUCUCUUUGUAUUACACGAAACACAGUUUAUCAAUGCACUUGGUGCGGAAAUUCUUGUUCAUAUAGUGACUCGUGUCUUGAAAAUCCAGUAGCUGAAUGUCCCAAACCUAGAAUUGAUAUGAUCAAACCAUUAAGUGGACCAAUUGAAGGUGGAACUAUCCUCACCAUUGAAGGCAGCAACCUUGGUUUGCAUGUAGAAGAAGUAACAGGAAAAGUUCGCAUUGGAGAAGUUCUUUGUGAAAUAGUAGAUUUUGAAGUAUCUGUGAGUAUAACAUGCAAAACUGGGCCAUCUAAUUCUUCUGCUGUUGUACCAGUCAUUGUUGAAAAUGACUCAGGCUACACAGAAUCAUCAGUAUUUUUUAGUUACAAAAAUAUAAAACUACAAGGCGUUUAUCCUACAUUAGGCCCUGUUGCUGGUGGUACUCAGUUGGCAAUUGGAGGACAACAUCUCAAUAUUGGAUCCAAAGUCUUGGCAUAUCUUGAUGAACUUCCUUGUGCUGUCAACAAGACCCAAACUUCAAACAGUAGGCUAAUAUGUGUAACUCCUAAAGUAAACAAUCCUCUCAUAAUACAUACCAUUACAGUUUCUAUUGAUAAUGCAAAUCGAACACUAAAAGGAGACCUUUUUAACUAUACAAUUGACCCAACGAUUAUGGAGAUUAAACCAUUAAAAAGCUUUGUAUCUGGAGGGAGAAUGAUAACAGUUCAUGGCACUAAUUUACACACAAUACAAAAGCCUUUAAUAAAGUUAUAUUAUUCAAAUGAAGAUAUACCAGUUAAUUCUACUUCCUGUGUCGUUCUGAAUUCCAACCAAAUGGAAUGUCCAAGUCCAGCUAUUAAUGAAAAAUAUAAUGAAAUCUUACAAGCCACAAAAUCUCAAACCAAUACUCCUCAAAUUGCUAUGAAAAUUGGAUUUGUAAUGGAUAAUGUACAAACAAUGCAUGAUUUAGAAAAAUAUUUUAACCCACCAAGGACUCACAUGGUUUAUGUAGAUGAUCCUCAUAUUUAUCAAUUUCCAAAUAGAAUUAAAUCUUACAAAGACCACCAUGACCCGUUAGUUAUAGAAGGAGACAGUUUAAUAAAAGCUAGUGAUGAGUCUGAUGUUGUUGUAACUAUAGGUACUCAGCCAUGUAAUGUUACAAGUUUAACAAUGCAGCAACUACUAUGUACUCCGCCAGAAGUACAACCUGCAAGUACUGAUGAGAAUGGAUUUCAAACUAAUGAAUUAAACUUGCCUUUAGUUGUUGUUAAAAUUGGUAGAAAUUUAAGAUUCCCUAUAGGGUAUCUUCAUUAUGAGCUACUAAGAAAUUAUAAUUUUCCUCCAGAAGCUAUUGCUGCAAUUGCAGCUGGCACAUUCUUUUUGGUUUUAAUAUUUAUGAUUGUCCUUGUGAUGUACAGAAGACGUAGCACUAAAGCAGAAAGAGAAUAUAAACGCAUUCAAAUACAAAUGGAUACUCUUGAAAGUAAUGUUCGAUUAGAGUGCAAAUUAGCCUUUGCUGAGCUUCAAACCGAUAUGUCAGAUUUAGCAGCCGAUCUAGAACAUUCUGGUAUACCAACACUUGAUCAUGUUAAUUAUGUCAUGAAAGUAUUUUUCCCCGGAGUGUCCGAUCAUCCAAUUCUAAAUGUCAAGCGUCAGUAUAUUAAUACACCAAGAACUAACUACGACGCAGCUAUGUUUCAAUUUGAACAACUGUUGAACAACAAAUGUUUUUUGUUGUCAUUUAUUGACACGUUAGAAUCUCAGAAGUCAUUUAACAUACGAGAUAAAGUUAACGUCGCUUCUUUACUAAUGAUAAUUCUAAUGGGAAAAAUGGAAUAUGCCACAGAUAUAUUGAAAUCUCUUUUAUUGCGACUCAUCGACAAAUCGGUGUGUAAUAAACAUCCUCAGUUAAUGUUACGUAGAACAGAAAGUGUCGUCGAAAAAAUGCUAACUAAUUGGAUGGCAUUAUGUAUGUAUUACUAUCUUAAAGAUUACGCAGGAUCAUCUCUUUUCUUGUUAUUUAAGGCUAUAAAACAUCAAAUAGAAAAGGGAGUAGUAGAUGCCAUUACUAAUGAAGCACGAUAUUCUUUAUCAGAAGAAAAACUGCUGAAAGAACAGAUUGAUUAUCAAAUCGUAACAUUGCACAUUAUACAAGAUGAUUUUGAUGACAAAGUGCAGUGUAAAGUAUUGGAUUGCGAUAGCAUUUCACAAGUCAAAGAAUCUGCUGUUAUGUCCCUAAUACCUCGUCAAAAUGAUAGUUUUAAUACGCCAUAUAAGAUACCAUGCAAAAAUUGCACUGGAAUUUACUGUACAAACUCACAUAUACGUGUUUAUAAGAGCGAUAUAUCAGAUCAAAAUGUUCAUUAUUAUCACCUAGUCAAGCCUAUCGAAUAUCAACAUAUCGUCAAUAAGUCAUCGGAACAUAGUCAUAAAGCUAUUCCUGAAAUUUUUCUAACUCGAUUGCUGUCAACAAAGGGCACGGUGCACAAAUUUGUAGAUGAUUUCUUUGGCACGAUAUUAACUGUGAAUGAAGUUCUACCUCCAGCUGUUAAAUGGUUGUUUGAUCUAUUUGAUGAUGCAGCUCGUUCACACGGUAUUAUAAAUCCGGAAGUAGUACAUGCUUGGAAAUCAAACAGCUUACCUCUAAGAUUUUGGGUAAAUCUAAUUAAAAAUCCAGAUUUCAUAUUUGAUAUCAAUAAAACCGCAACGGUGGAUUCAUCACUUUCUGUAAUCGCCCAAACGUUUAUGGACGCGUGUUCAUUAUCGGAACACCGGCUUUGUAAAGAUUCUCCAUCCAAUAAAUUGUUAUUUGCAAAAGACUUACCGACAUAUAGAGACAUGGUUAUUCAUUUUUAUCAAGCCGUGUCUCAAUUACCUCAAGUUACUGACCAAGAGCUGAGUACUUCGAUGCAGCAGCUUUCCGUGGAACAGCUUAAUGAAUUCGACACACUUUCUGCUUUGAAAGAGCUGUACAUUUAUGUCAGUAAAUAUAGAGAACCAAUUGUGUUAGGUUUAGAAAAUAAAAUGCACUUAGCUCAUAAAUUAGAUAACAUAGCAUGCACUAUGGAAGGUGAUCCGUCAUCCAUAUGCUGA